AUGAUGAUGAUGUCCCUGAACAGCAAGCAGGCGUUCAGCAUGCCUCACGGCGGCAGCCUGCACGUGGAGCCCAAGUACUCGGCAUUGCACAGCGCCUCGCCCGGGUCCUCUGCACCCGCGGCGCCCUCCGCCAGCUCUCCUAGCAGCUCGAGCAAUGCUGGCGGCGGUGGCGGCAGUGGCGGGGGCGGUGGAGGCCGGAGCAGCAGCUCCAGCAGCAGUGGCAGCAGCGGCGGCAGCGGCGGGGGCUCCGAGGCGAUGCGGAGAGCAUGUCUUCCAACCCCACCGAGCAAUAUAUUCGGCGGGCUGGAUGAGAGCCUGCUGGCCCGCGCCGAGGCUCUGGCGGCGGUGGACAUCGUCUCCCAGAGCAAGAGCCACCACCAUCACCCGCCCCACCACAGCCCCUUCAAGCCGGACGCCACCUACCACACCAUGAAUACCAUCCCGUGCACGUCGGCUGCCUCCUCUUCGUCGGUGCCCAUCUCGCACCCGUCCGCGCUGGCGGGCACGCACCACCACCACCACCACCACCACCAUCACCACCAUCAGCCUCAUCAGGCGCUUGAGGGCGAGUUGCUGGAGCACCUGAGUCCCGGGCUAGCGCUGGGUGCCAUGGCGGGCCCCGACGGCGCCGUGGUGUCCACUCCAGCUCACGCGCCGCCCAUGGCUACCAUGAACCCCAUGCACCAAGCCGCUCUCAGCAUGGCCCACGCGCACGGGCUGCCCUCACACAUGGGCUGCAUGAGCGACGUGGACGCCGACCCCCGGGACCUGGAGGCGUUCGCCGAGCGCUUCAAGCAGCGACGCAUCAAGCUAGGGGUGACCCAGGCCGAUGUGGGCUCCGCGCUGGCCAACCUCAAGAUCCCCGGCGUGGGCUCGCUCAGCCAGAGCACCAUCUGCAGGUUCGAGUCCCUCACGUUGUCUCACAACAAUAUGAUCGCGCUCAAACCCAUCCUGCAAGCGUGGCUAGAGGAGGCGGAGAAGUCUCACCGCGAGAAGCUCACCAAGCCGGAGCUCUUCAACGGCGCGGAGAAGAAGCGCAAGCGCACGUCCAUCGCGGCGCCGGAGAAGCGCUCGCUCGAAGCCUACUUCGCCAUCCAGCCGCGGCCCUCUUCCGAGAAGAUCGCCGCCAUCGCUGAGAAGUUGGACCUUAAGAAGAACGUGGUGCGCGUCUGGUUCUGCAACCAGAGGCAGAAACAGAAAAGAAUGAAAUAUUCCGCGGGCAUUUAG
This is a messenger RNA of Lagenorhynchus albirostris (white-beaked dolphin), 1227 nucleotides long. It is a transcript of the gene POU4F2, whose product is annotated as POU class 4 homeobox 2. Lineage: Eukaryota; Metazoa; Chordata; Mammalia; Artiodactyla; Delphinidae. The coding region runs from base 1 to 1227 and encodes 408 amino acids. Gene Ontology annotation, molecular function: DNA-binding transcription factor activity, RNA polymerase II-specific; RNA polymerase II cis-regulatory region sequence-specific DNA binding. The transcript has 2 exons. The record is from RefSeq and is a predicted model, not a curated record. Gene Ontology annotation, biological process: regulation of transcription by RNA polymerase II.